CUUCAAAUGUGCUGGUAAUUUUUACUACUAAUAAAGUUCUGACGCGAUCUGACCAGCAUGGAAGUCUUCAUGCACAAUGUCCCGCGUCAGCUCACUGACGAGGGCCUGAAGAGGCAACUAGAACCGCUUCUAAAGCAACUAGGGAUCGUCGAUUUCUUCUGUGAUAAGCCAAAGAAGAAAAAUUUUGGUUUCCUCACAUUUCGUCAUCGAGAGGACGGAGUAAGGUUCCUGCUAUUCCAUGGACAGGAGGAGAUCCCAGGAACACUGAAUACUCGGGGAAAACCACGUUUCAAAUCCAAGUUACAGAUCAUGGGUACCGACGUUUUCUGCGCGCCAAGCAAGAAUCCUCCAAACAAAUUUGCUCUGCAAAGUCUUCAACAUGCUGCCGACCAACGAGCCAAUGACACUCUCCACAAGUAUGAGAAGGAUGACCGUGUGUCUUUCCGUGUACUGGGCUUUAGCUGCGGUUAUUAUAAGUUUGUAGGGGACGAGCUUGGAUACAUCCCUGAAGUGCAGUGGUCUGACACUGGCAUCAUGAAGUUCAAAAGACGGUUCAUCAUGGUCAAGUUGAAAACCAAUUACAACAUCCGCAUACCUCUUAAUACCGUCAUAGAGUUGAUAUGGUCCAGGGAUGGAAGCUUGACCCUCACUUUAUCCACGGUUCCAUACUUCUUCAUUGAAGAAGGUUCCAUGGAGACCAUCGUAAUGCAAAUGCUCGAGCUUGACGUUCGGGGACUGAACAGAUAUCUACCGACAUCUUCGCGCUCGCGCAUGUGUUCCUUGGGAGAGGCACACACUGGGGCUGUUGGACAAUGUCUUGUCUACCAGUUCCGGGUCCCUCCUAUACAUCUCAUGACCGCCAUCCAAGACUUGAAGGAGUGGGAAAUGUCAAUCGUGCAAUAUGAUAUUAUUGUCCCUCAUUUGACAAUCAUGGAACCCUUUGAGACUCAAAUGAAGACUCUCAAAAGUGAAUUGGCUAUCUACACCAGGCAAAGCUCUCUCCCAUUCGGCAUUCUGUUUCAGCUACAGGCGCUUGCGUACAACGCCUAUCUCCUACCUCAUACGGUUUCGAGUCUUGCAAAGGAACUGAUCAGGGCUUACAAAGAGGACAUAUCAGCAGGCAGAAGACCUAUUUCUGUGCUGGCCAUGAAGAAAUUAUUAGACAUGAUCGACUGGCCUUCCCCACACAGCAAUCCAACCGAUUUUGAGCCGACCUCGCUCUUGGCGAUGUUGAAACAGAACAACAAGGAAAUCAUACAGGACUUGGCAGUCUCAGGAGAGUCUCUAGGUCCAACUGACAACUUGACGCCAAUUCACAAAGUCAUGGUUACGCCCACAAGGGUCACCCUCCAUGGACCGGAAUUGGAACCUUGGAAUCGCAUUCUGCGUAGGUUUCCUAAUCACCACGACUAUUUCAUUAGAGUGCAAUUCUGUGAUGAGGAUGGCCAGGAUCUCUAUUUUAACUCGCAGGUUAGCUACGAUGAUGUAUUUUCCCGAUUCAAAGCUGUGCUCACCCGGGGGAUACAAAUUGCUGGGCGAACCUACUCGUUCUUGGGAUGGUCGCAUUCAUCACUAAGAUCACAUGCAGUAUGGUUCUCCUCCCCAUUUGUCGACGAAGACGGUCGUUUCCAAACGCACUUCAGUAUCAUUAAGGCGCUUGGUGAUUUCAGCAAAAUACAAUCGCCCGCUAGGUGUGCCGCGAGGAUUGGACAAGCAUUCACAGAUACCCCAUUUGCAGUCUCCCUGUCUGAUUAUCAUAUAGAAGUUUUGGAGAUGGCCGAUGUGACCUCCAAGGAUAAAUCGCGAGUGUUCAGUGAUGGCGUCGGAACUCUGUCCUGGGAUGUCGCAGAGUUCAUAUGGAGUAACAUACCAGUGAAGAAAGGAUAUCCCACCUGCUUUCAGAUUAGAUUGGGUGGAGCGAAAGGCAUGCUUGCUGUCGAUAGUCGGCUCUCGGGGCCUCGUAUCAAUAUUCGGCCGUCAAUGAUAAAAUUCAACGGCGAGAUGAAGGAUCUUGAGGUCUGUGAUAUGGCAUCCAAGCCAGUGCGCCUAGUCUUGAAUCGACAGAUGAUAAAGAUUCUAGAAGACAUGGGAACCGCUGAUGAUUGGUUUUUCGGAUUGCAGAAUGCAGCAGUUGCCCAUCUCCGCCAGGUCACCGCGAGCGCUCACAAUACAGAAGUCUUCAUCAAAAAACAGGCGGUCGGCGACAGCAUAGGCCUCUUCAGGAUCUAUCGCCAGUGCCAUCUGCUUCAGCUUGAUUAUAAGAAAGAACCUUUUCUGCGCUCACUCGUUGAAGCUGUGGUUCUGAAAGAGUUGCGUUUGCUGAAACACAAGGCUCGCAUUCCAGUCAGUGAAGGCAUCACAUUAUUUGGUAUCAUGGAUGAGACUGGCUUCCUGGAAGCCGAUCAGGUAUACGUAACCUACAAUCCAGUGAAAGGAAGACACGCUCCCCCUCCGAAAGCUGGGAAACUUCUUGUGACUCGUUCGCCGGCCCUCCACGAUGGAGACAUCCAAUAUGCAUACAAUGUUAUCCCUCCCGCAGAACACCCGUUAUCCGAGCUUACGAACUGCAUCGUGUUUAGUAGCAAAGGAGAUCGUGACAUACCAAGCCAGCUCAGCGGGGGUGAUCUUGAUGGUGAUAUUUUUAACAUCAUCUGGGAUGCCGGCGCCCACCCGAUCCGAACCUUUGCGCCCGCUGACUACCCGCGUGUAAGCCCAGUUGAUAUUGGACGGCCAGUUCAGAGAGAUGAUAUGGCUCAAUUUUUUGUUGACUUUAUGAAAACCGACCAUCUUGGAAUGAUUGCCAUGAGGCAUAUGGUCUUAGCGGACCAGGAAGACGGGGGUACAUCUCAUCCCAAUUGCAGAAAACUGGCACAGUUGCAUUCCACGGCUGUGGACUUCUCGAAAACCGGUAUCCCUGUGCAAAUCAGCGAGAUUCCACGGGGUAGCAAUUUCAGGCCGGAUUUCAUGGCGCCAGGUCCCCUAGCCCACAUUCACAGCAAAUCGGAGAUUGAGCUCGAUCAGUAUGUCUUCCAAGCUGCUUAUGAUGAGGACGACCCCGAGCCGUCUCGCAAGUACUAUCGGUCCGAGAGGAUUCUAGGCAAGCUCUACAGGGCUAUAGAUGAGCGGAAAAUCUGGAAUGAAGACGUUCACUCCAACGUCUCGGCAGACGAAGACGAAUUCUGGAACGAAUUCCUUUGGUCGACUUAUGAGCGAUGUAACAGCAUUGGUCCUAUCUCAUGGGAACGUUGGCUGGAUGAAGCUCGGCGUGUACGCCUGGUGUGGCUUAGAUACGAAGAGGCCGUGUUCUCGGCAAGAAACAAUUACUCCGACCACCCAAUCAACCCUAUCAGUGAGCUCGAAGUGUUCAUUGGAUCUGUCUUGAACAAGGGUGGUGUACAGACUCGCCGCCAGCGGGACCAAUCUACUAAACUCGCCGACGAAUUCGAUCGCAUCUCUACCUGGAUCGUGAACCAGAUGCGAGGCAGUAGCACAGCCGGUCCAACAACCAAACCCUCGGAUCCGCUCGACCCUCUGGAGUUUUGCUUCGCCUGCAUCCAUGCCGGAGGUGAAACAGACCAAGGUUCAACCCGACGUCGCAGAGACGAGUACGGGGAGCUCAAGAGCUUUCGAAUCGUGGCAUCCUGCGCCUUGCUUUUUGAGCUGGAUCAAUUCGAAAAGGGAAAGAAGCAACCGCUCGGAUCCAACAACUAA
Messenger RNA from Aspergillus sclerotioniger CBS 115572, 3711 nucleotides. Its product is annotated as RNA dependent RNA polymerase. Gene Ontology annotation, cellular component: nuclear RNA-directed RNA polymerase complex. Bases 58 to 3711 code for a protein of 1217 amino acids. The transcript has 4 exons. Gene Ontology annotation, biological process: siRNA processing. The record is from RefSeq and is a predicted model, not a curated record. Gene Ontology annotation, molecular function: RNA-directed RNA polymerase activity. NCBI's taxonomy places the organism in Eukaryota, Fungi, Ascomycota, Eurotiomycetes, Eurotiales, Aspergillaceae.